Messenger RNA from Desarmillaria tabescens, 3175 nucleotides. RefSeq lists its product as uncharacterized. The transcript is spliced from 10 exons. The annotation marks the transcript as partial. The record is from RefSeq and is a predicted model, not a curated record. Lineage: Eukaryota; Fungi; Basidiomycota; Agaricomycetes; Agaricales; Physalacriaceae.
CAAUGACUCCCUCGACUCCCCAACGCGCGAACCGCCCUGCUCAUUCUCAUUCUCAUUCGCUCUCUUAUUCCCAUCUUCGCUCUCCAUCAUCGCCUGCAACACCGUACACGCCCCUGAGCCUGCGUUCUUUUGCGUCCUCGAACCCUUCCCCAGCAUUGACGACCCCAGCCAGCGUCAGAAACUUUCCUGCUGGCUUAAAGCACCUCCCUUUCUCCUCUCCUCAGGUCGCAAAAUCUUAUUCUUCAUCUCCCAACGUAUCCAGGGAUCAGAGCCUCGCUGAUCUCGCUCGGAACUGGCGAUCUUGCGCUAGUAAAAAUGGCAUCAAGGUAUCGACCUGCGACGCGUCGCAAUUCAUUGAUGACGAUGUCACCGAUAUGUCGUUCUGUGAUGCCCAAGAUUCUGGCUUUGUCACAGCCGAAGAAGCCCUCCUACCCCCGCCCUUUCUGUCCAAUCAGCGGCGUCGCGCUUUGUCGACUUCUCAAGCGCCUGCGUCUCCUGCGAUGAACCGAGGCCAGCGAAUGAUUCCAACCUCUCCCCUUAUUCACAAAAACAAUCCCUCUCUGAAAAGCACCGUGAUGGCAACACCUCCGCCCAAUCGUAAUUUAGCACGCCAGCUCAAACUGAGGGGCAGUCUGACUGAUCCAGCGCAUACGAGGAGGCGCGAGGCUUUCGGCGUCGUCUCCAACACGCCUCAGAAAAUGGCCUCAUCCACGAAUCUAGACCUUUCAUUGGAUUUGUUUGAUAUCGACGAAAAUGACGUUGAGCACGAUUAUGAUUAUGACUAUCAACUCGAAAUCGAAACCUCACGAAUCCAUGAACACUUCUUGCCACGCCACGACGAUAUACAACAGCAAUACCAGCAGGAUUACGCCACAUAUCUCCCCCCUAAUAAUGCGCCACCUCCUGCCCCAAUGAUGCCUGUAUACGGCCAACCAAACUUUUCUGAUCCUUUCAAUGCCGCUGGCGGUGUCGGGACUGGCACUGGGCUGAACAACAGUAUCGCACAAAGCGUGGAACAGCACUUCCAGCAAUAUCGCAAUCAAUAUCCGUAUGCACGUCGGUUACCGCCCUAUCAGGAGCAUUCCCUUCCCACUAUUGGAGUCUCUCGCACCAUCGCUAAUCCGGAACCUGGCCACGUUUCUAUGCCUCUGCCUGUCGCCCAAUCGAGUUCGUCUAUCCAAGGAUCCUACCAAAUGCCUGUGAAGACCCCCGUUCCUGAACCACAGAGCAAUCCCGUAUCGUGUUCAGUUUGCUCGCGUCAUAACCCACCUCGUUUGGCUAUCCUUGUGCCCUGUAACCAUCCAUUAUGUUCGGCUUGUUUAACUAGCGCGCUCAACAUUGUAGGGGAAAAGGAUAUGGAAUGCGCUGUCUGCAAAAACGGCGUAGAGGACUUCAAGCUGAUCAGCGGGUCUGGUCCUGCGGAGAAAAAGUCAAAAGUUGAUCGUCGGUCCUUCAGCUCAGUUGAGAGCAACCAUGAUCAGAGGUCGGGCAGCGAUGACGAAUUCGUUGGUAGAGGCAAAAGCUUCAUGGACCCCCUAUUCUCUUCUCCUGGCAGCGCAGUAAGCGCCAGCUUUACGGGAGGCCUGGAAAGUGCAUUCGAAUUUGGAGGUCAAGCGUUUUUCCGAAACGAUGACGUUAGGGCGAGCACUCCUCCGCCUGCGACCCGACGACGCUCUCGUGAUCAUGGUGAAAGCCCCAGACAACAAAAUAUGUUGAAAGACCACGUUGUUUUGCGCAUUGACAAUGUUCCCUGGGAUAUUACGCCACCGAGCAUUUCGGCUUGGUUACAGCAACCAGUUGAGCGCAGCCAUGUCCUAUUAGAUCGCAAAGGCAAGACCAUGAGUCAUGCUUUUGUCGAAGUUCAAUGUGAAGAGAUUGCUGCCGCUAUUCUUCGUGGCGAGACAUCAUCGUCUUCCAGGGUAAGAGGAGAUAUGAGCUCUAGGGUCGGAGCUGGUAGAGGUCGAGGAAGUGUCCUUGGCAAGGGACGAAGGGCCAGAGGCGUCACUGUUACCCGAAGUUCCCAGGAGGAAUUGAUGGCUGCUUUGUUCCCAUCGUGGCGCGGUGCAUUCGAUGGUUCUCAUCCAUCACUUGCGGGAUUGAAUAAUGACCGUGUCAUCAGUGCCUUGGAAUAUGGGCUUAUGACGGACGCUGAAGUCUCUGCCCUCUUGUACCUCAUUCGGUCCCCAGAUGCACACUUCCUAAAAGUGCCCUCCUUGCCCUUCCACUCGCUUAUUAGCGUCCUCAGUAAAUUCCCUGCCGAUGUCGACAGCCGCGUCUUCUGGUCAGUAGGACUGAGGGACAUGUUAUAUGAUGUCACCUAUUCUGCCGUACAAGUCUUAUUAAGCCGCAUCGUACAAGAGAAGGAAGACCUUCAAGAUAAAGAUGCCCCUAUAGAGUCGAGUGCCGUCUUGCUGGAACAAGUCGUUAAAACUGCCACGUCUUGUCAAGCCUUCACAUCGCAACAGAUAAGCAAAAUAUCUGAAGCGCUUGAAGUUCAGGUGUCCUCAACGUCUGAAUGCAACUCCUUGUCCUCGUAUAACUCAGACGCUGAUAUCGAAGACGAAGACGGCGAAGCCGAAAGCGGUUACCGUACCCCAAGUAGCAUCACUAUUGCUUCACCCUCUGCCGCGAAUUCUAACGAUGAGCGCCCUGCAUCACUGCCAAGUGAAGAUGGACAGCUCGUUGCAGUCCAAAGUGAUGGUCAGAUCGACGACCUUGCUCGAGAGUUUGGUGUUGAAGCCAAUUUGGUGCAAGCACUUGCGGAGAGACUCUCUAGCUCCAGUUUGCGUUGAUUAUGACCUUUCCAUCCUUCAUCAUGCAUCCCUCUCAGCUGUUUGACAAGAACCUCCCACGAUCCGACGUUAACGUUCUUUCUUCCCGUUCAGUUAAUUCUUUAUGAAUACUCGUAAUUCUUAACCUCCUGGAACCUGCCGCUGUCCACUGCUACCUGCCUUGCUUUCCAACCCUGUUAUCCGCUUUCCUUGUUUACGAUUACCCUGCAUUGUUGACACGCUCUGUUCUUGUUAUGUAGCCCAUACAUCCUCCCUUAUGUUCAAUUCAAUUCAAAAUUGUGGAAUAGUACUUAUCGUUUUAUAUGUUAUCCACCCGAGAGAAGCAAUAAUUCUACAUCCCGUUCAGCUGUGGCUAAUGAGAAUUCCCCGAAGUCUGUCUUCCG